UCUCUCUUUUCUACGGCAGAGGCUCCCUCUCGGCCUAGGCGAGGAGCAAUGGCGGCUGCGGCAGCACCGGCGGCAACGGCCUCAGGAGGCGGCGGGGAGCGGAGCAGCACCCGGGACCGCCUUCUGGCCGCGCUGGACGACUUGGAGCUUCUCGCCCGGGAGCUGAUUGAAAUGUUGGCAAUUUCAAGGAACCAGAAACUUACACAACCUGGAGAAGAGACCCAGAUCCUGGACCUGCUGAUUCAGAGAGACAAAGAGUUCCAGGAAUUAAUGAAACUGGCUCUUGAACAAGGCAAGAUCCACCAUGAGAUGCAGCUCUUAGAAAAAGUGGUGGAGAAGAGGGACAGUGAUAUCCAACAGCUGCAAAAGCAGCUGAAAGAAGCAGAACAUAUACUGGCCACAGCUGUUUAUCAAGCAAAAGAAAAACUGAAAUCAAUAGAAAAGGCAAGGAAGGGGUCUGUUUCCUCUGAAGAAAUCAUUAAAUAUGCUCACAGAAUUAGUGCCAGUAAUGCUGUUUGUGCUCCUCUCACGUGGGUGCCAGGGGACCCACGGAGGCCAUAUCCAACCGAUUUGGAGAUGAGAAGCGGUCUCCUGGGUCAGAUGAACAACCCAUCAGCGAAUGGAGUCAAUGGACACUUACCAGGAGAUGCGCUUGCAGCAGGCAGAUUACCAGAUGUGCUCGCUCCUCAGUAUCCUUGGCAGUCGACUGACAUGUCCGUGAACAUGCUGCCGCCUAACCACAGCAAUGACUUUAUGCUAGAACCUCCUGGGCAUAAUAAGGAGAAUGAAGAUGACGUGGAGGUCAUGUCAACAGAUUCCUCGAGCAGCAGCAGCGACUCCGAUUAGGAACCGCACCCUGGUUUUGGACUAGCAAAAGCAGACUGCGCUUGGAACCACAUUAAAUGUUUGUUCUGCCUUCCAACGGGAGCUGCAGUACUCGGUGAGAAGCAGCAGGGACAGUAGGGACUUUUUUUGUAUUCCAAUCAUGGUUGAUUUCUUAGAAGUGGAAGAUAACAGGGCACACUUCCAGUGGCCCUGAUGCUGAAUUUAUUAAAUUGUCCAUUAGAUAAAGUUCUGGAAAAGGAAAUGUAAUGCGAACCAACUGGAAUUUACAAUUAAAAAUCUACCAUCACAUUUUCCCUGAUAGCACAUGGAAAAAGGGGCUUAAUAUUAAAGUUUUUUAAACCUGC
Molecule: messenger RNA, 1190 nt
Organism: Eublepharis macularius
Lineage: Eukaryota; Metazoa; Chordata; Lepidosauria; Squamata; Eublepharidae
Gene: MED4
Product: mediator complex subunit 4
Exons: 7
Coding region: 49-846 (265 amino acids)
Biological process (GO): regulation of transcription by RNA polymerase II
Cellular component (GO): mediator complex; core mediator complex
Molecular function (GO): transcription coregulator activity
Source: RefSeq, a predicted model, not a curated record